Molecule: messenger RNA, 1372 nt
Organism: Papilio machaon (common yellow swallowtail)
Lineage: Eukaryota; Metazoa; Arthropoda; Insecta; Lepidoptera; Papilionidae
Gene: Arp1
Product: alpha-centractin
Exons: 9
Coding region: 131-1261 (376 amino acids)
Source: RefSeq, a predicted model, not a curated record
UUUAACUGAUGUCAUAUUUAUGUCAUGUAAGGAAACGAAAGAAUUGUAAAAAUCCGAACGAAUGCGGAUUUUACAGUGAAAUAAACUAAACAACCAGUAUUUAUAUUUAUUCUCAUAAGUUAAGGAUAAAAUGGAGCUCAACGAUGUUAUAGUAAACCAGCCCGUGGUUAUAGAUAAUGGCUCUGGUGUUAUUAAAGCAGGUUUCGCUGGUGAUCAAAUACCGAAAUGUCGCUUUCCGAACUAUAUCGGUCGUCCUAAACAUGUACGUGUGAUGGCGGGUGCUUUAGAAGGGGAGUUAUUUGUGGGUCCACGCGCUGAGGAGCACCGCGGCCUGCUCAGCAUCAAGUAUCCAAUGGAGCAUGGGAUAGUCACCGAUUGGAAUGAUAUGGAGAGAGUUUGGAAUUAUAUUUAUAGUAAGGACCAACUUUCAACAUUUGCGGAAGAACAUCCAGUACUCUUAACAGAGGCGCCUCUCAAUCCUCGUCGUAAUAGAGAGAAAGCAGCCGAAGUGUUCUUUGAGACAUUCAAUGUGCCCGCUCUCUUUCUGUCAAUGCAGGCUGUAUUAAGUUUAUACGCGACAGGUCGUACAACAGGUGUAGUACUGGACUCAGGUGAUGGUGUUACUCACGCUGUGCCUAUAUACGAGGGUUUUGCGAUGCCUCACAGCAUCAUGAGGGUUGAUGUGGCAGGUAGAGAUGUCACCAGAUAUUUGAGACUGUUAUUACGUAAGGAAGGUGUUAAUCUUCGUACAUCAGCUGAGUUGGAGAUAGUGAAAGCUAUUAAAGAGAGAGCUUGUUAUCUUUCUCCUAAUCCGUUGAAAGAAGAGACUUUAGAUUCAGAACGGGCUCAGUAUACUUUGCCUGAUGGAACUUUACUUGAGAUAGGUCAAGCAAGAUUCCGAGCACCGGAGGUACUUUUCAGGCCUGAUCUCAUCGGGGAAGAAUGUGAAGGUCUCCACGAAGUGUUAAUGUUCUCAAUACAGAAGUCAGAUAUGGAUCUGCGUAAGGUUUUGUACCAGAACAUUGUUCUGAGCGGAGGAUCCACACUCUUCCGAGGGUUUGGAGAUCGUCUGCUGGCGGAGAUACGACGGCUUGCACCUAAGGAUAUGAAGAUCAGGAUCUCAGCUCCACAAGAGCGACUUUACUCCACAUGGAUCGGGGGUUCGAUUCUCGCUUCACUUGACACAUUCCGCAAGAUGUGGGUCUCUAAACGCGAGUACGACGAAGAGGGACAAAGGGCGGUGCAUCGCAAGACCUUUUAAAUGCUUUUAGACUCUAUUUCCACUAGGCGAUUAGUCACUAUCCCAAUAGAAAUUACUUCUAAUACUACAGAAAAUUUAAAUUCAAAUUUAUAGCUUAACUAAUUAAAAAAA